GGAGCGGAGGAGGCUUCUACCCAGAGACUAGAACAACCCUGAUGGGCGGGGGCGAAAUAUCGAGGACCGCAAGAAGAGGGCGCCCCAGCUGGGCGGUCUGAGGAGGAGAGAAAAACAAUACCAUUCACUGCAUGCAUUCAUUCACUAUAAGCACCGACAAAUUUCAAUUUGUUCUUGGAAGUGACUGUUUCCACGAUGCUAGCCACACCCAAGUGAGGCUGUAAUAAAAGAGCUGCCCACAUCUGGCUUAUCCCAGGAUAUCAUGCAGAUGUCAGGAGCUGGACAAGGAGAAUCCAAGUCUGUAAGUGUGGAGAGAGGAAGUGGCAGCAAAGCAGUGGAGGCAGGUGCUAUGGGAAUUCUUGUGUACCUUUCUCUAGUCGUCCAGACCUGCUCAGGCCCCAUCCUAUAUACACAUCUUCCUUUUCACCACAGAAUGUUUCUCUGUACAUGCAAUUUUAUGAAUCAGGUAAAACUAAAUUCACGAAGGGCAGUUCAGAUGACAGUCUGUUCGUGCCCCCUGACAGGUCCUGUGAACUUCAGUUGAGGGUGCAGCCAGCCUGCCAUGAGGGAGCUGGAGGAAUAAGUACCCUGACCUCACUCCAUCCCUCCAGGUGCCCCUCCUGGGCUGUAUCUGACCAGAAGCCAGACAGCCCAUCCAUGUGUCCACGUAUGUCAGCUUCUGGGAGCUCUGAACAGGAUGAAGAGGCAAUUUUUGUCUGGACAGGCUGUGGUAUGCAGCUCCCAAUAAGGCCGCCUCAAGCCCCACCUCCUGUAUUCACCCUUGUAUAGCCCUCUCCCAUACUGCACCAGGGCUGGUCUGGGCCACCAGAAAAAUAUAGCAGAAAUGAUGAAAUGUCAUUCAUUACUUAGGUUAUUAAAAGGCAUUACAGCUUAGGUUUUAGUUGCUAUGGCAGGCAGCUUCCCAAGAUGGCCCUGGAAUCCUCGCCUCCUGGUUUAUGCCCUGGUGUAAAACCCUUUCUGUGAGUAGAAGCUGAAGCAAGUGACUUGAAUAUAAUGAACAGAAUGUGGGGAAAGUGGUGGGAUAUGAAGGACCAUGGCUUCCCUGUGGUUGGCAGCCCGAUAGGGGGCCCAGCUGGCAGGAACCACAACCUUCUGCCAAGAGUCAAGAGUGAGCCUGAUCCUCUCCCAGUCACGCCAUCAGCUGACUGCAGCCCCUGCCUACAACCUGGUUCAGGAGAGACCCUGUGUCAGAAGAACCCCCAGCUUAGCCGCUCCCAAAUUCCUGGCCCUUAGAAACCAUGUGAGGCAAUGCAUUUGCUUUGCAGCAGUAGAUAACUAAUACGUGGGCAGACAGAAGCCAUUCAGCAAAGAGGAAAAGAGGAAAAUCUAUGAAACAGGGUGAAAUUCUCUUAAAGUAUCGGGUUCAUAUUUUUGAUAGACUCUGAAGUUAUGUACAGAGUUUAGAGUUUCUUUAAUUACAAAAAUAUGUUUCUUUGACAAACUGGUAUUCCACUAAGUUGAGAAUGAUGAUGUUAGCCGCCCUUGUUUAGUGGCUAUGACUGCUGGACAGUGAAUUUAAUCAUCUCUCACAAAUAGGGAAAUUUAAGCUCAGACAGGUUAACUUAAUUAUCCCAAGACCCACAAUAAAAGGCAGAACCAGAAUGGUUUGAAGCCCUAGUUCUUUCCACAUUGUUAUCAUGGCCUCCCUAAUAGUGAUGUCUUGUAACUUUAAAUAAAAAUAAACUCUAUAGUACAAGUGACAAAUACAGAAGUAGAUUCAUUCAUUGAAGUUAGAAAGUUAAAGCAUCUUCAUAUUUCAAAGCAGGCAAUGAAUGGGAAAUAGGACUUAGCUGUGACUCUUAGCCCUACCUCCAUCUCAGCUCAUUGCUGGCGCUCAAUAUAUUUGAUGAUGACAUUAAUUCCACCAGCAUUCUACUAUCUGGGAUCUGGAACGAAAUCCUGAGUCUGGUUUCCAGGAGGGCUCUGCUGAGUCCACAGGGACAGAAGGUGGAGGGCGGACCUAGAAGAUUCAGCAGGAAAGAUGGAGAGAGGAAGGCCCGAGGGAGCACGACUGCACCGCCCAUUCCCGGCCGUCAGGAUCCAGUUAAUCCGCUGCAGGGGGGGUUGUCCCUGGGAGCUUCUCGAGGUCGCGGACGCGGUGGGGAGCCGGGUGGGGGAUGCGAAAAGGGGCGGGGCGCAGGAUCCGGAAAUAGCCUCUGCCCGGCCCAAAGAUGGAGGCCGCGGCGUCGAUCGCCCACAUCCUGAAACCUCCUGUAACCAAUGGAGCAGCGACCCUUCGGUGACUUACUGCGACGACUUCUGCACUACGUUACAUGAUGCAACAUCCGAGUUGAGGAAGUCGCGGCGGCACGUUGCGGGUGGUAAGGCGGCUGCUUGUUGGAGGUGAUGUCCUUGGACGUGACCAGGGCAACCGCGGGGAUGGUGCUUGCAGAGCUUUAUGUCUCGGACCGAGAGGGAAGUGAUGCUACUGGUGAUGGAACCAAGGAGAAACCUUUUAAAACAGGUCUUAAGGCUUUGAUGACAGCUGGAAAAGAACCUUUUCCUACCAUUUACGUAGAUUCACAAAAAGAAAAUGAGAGGUGGGAUGUUAUUUCUAAAUCACAGAUGAAGAACAUUAGAAAAAUGUGGCACAGGGAACAGAUGAAGAGUGAAUCCCGGGAAAAGAAAGAGGCGGAAGACAAUCUGCGAAGAGAGAAGAACCUGGAAGAAGCAAAGAAGAUUACCAUAAAAAAUGAUCCAAGUCUCCCAGAGCCAAAAUGUGUGAAGAUUUGUGCAUUAGAAGGGUAUCGAGGUCAAAGAGUGAAAGUAUUUGGCUGGGUCCACAGGCUGCGUAGGCAAGGAAAGAAUUUAAUGUUUCUUGUGUUGCGAGAUGGUACAGGUUAUCUUCAGUGCGUCUUGUCAGAUGAUCUGUGUCAGUGUUACAAUGGAGUAGUCUUGUCCACUGAGAGUAGUGUUGCAGUGUAUGGCAUGCUAAAACUCACCCCAAAGGGCAAGCAGGCUCCAGGGGGCCAUGAGCUGAGUUGUGACUUCUGGGAACUGAUUGGAUUGGCCCCUGCUGGAGGUGCUGAUAACUUGAUCAAUGAGGAGUCUGAUGUUGACGUCCAGCUCAACAACAGACACAUGAUGAUCCGGGGAGAAAACAUGUCCAAAAUCCUAAAAGCACGUUCCGUGAUCACCAGGUGCUUUAGAGAGCACUUCUUCGAUAGGGGGUACUACGAAGUCACUCCUCCAACAUUAGUGCAAACACAGGUGGAAGGCGGGGCCACACUCUUCAAGCUGGAUUAUUUUGGAGAAGAGGCAUACCUGACACAGUCCUCUCAGCUGUACCUGGAGACCUGCAUUCCAGCUCUGGGAGAUGUUUUUUGUAUCGCACAGUCAUACAGGGCAGAACAGUCCAGAACACGAAGGCAUCUGGCUGAAUACACUCACGUGGAAGCAGAGUGCCCUUUCCUGACCUUUGAGGAGCUCCUGAACCGAUUGGAGGACUUGGUUUGUGAUGUGGUAGAAAGAGUCAUGAAAUCGUCAGCAGCAGGCAUAGUGCGAGAGCUCAACCCGAACUUCAAGCCCCCCAAACGGCCUUUCAGACGGAUGAACUAUUCAGAUGCUAUUGUGUGGCUAAAAGAACACAAUAUAAAGAAAGAAGAUGGAACUUUCUACGAAUUUGGAGAGGAUAUCCCAGAAGCUCCUGAGAGACUCAUGACGGAUACCAUUAAUGAGCCGAUCCUGCUGUGUCGGUUUCCCGUGGAGAUCAAGUCUUUCUACAUGCAGCGGUGUCCCGAGGAUUCUCGCCUCACCGAAUCUGUUGACGUGUUGAUGCCCAAUGUUGGUGAGAUUGUGGGAGGCUCAAUGCGUAUCUGGGAUAAUGAAGAAUUACUGGCAGGUUAUAAAAGAGAAGAAAUUGACCCCACUCCCUAUUACUGGUAUACAGAUCAGCGAAAAUAUGGCACCUGUCCACAUGGAGGGUAUGGCCUGGGCUUAGAACGAUUCCUAACCUGGAUUCUGGAUAGGUAUCACAUCCGAGAUGUAUGCUUAUACCCUCGAUUUGUCCAGCGCUGCAAGCCGUAACCAGCUUCCCCUGAGACAUUAAGAGAAGAACACAGUUGAUGGAAGGAACAAACUGCCUCUUUAAACAAAAACAAAAAGCCAAAAUCUUCCCCUUUUUAUUCCACCGAGUUAUAUCCAUUUCUGUUUUCCCUUUGUUUUUUAUUCCUGCUACCACGAAAAGCAAUCCAAAUCAUUGGAAUAUCAGGUGACGUUGAUGUCCGUUUAAGAAAAAAUACCCAUAACAAAGUUUGGGGGAAAUACGUGGCAUGUAGCUCUGCCGUUAUGAAUACGUUUCAACAUUUUAUCCAGUUUUAGGUUAUAAUCUUUGUCAUACAUACCACAUCUAUAAUUAAAUAGUUUUCAUUUACAGUCUGAGACAUUCCAGUAACUUAAUCUUUCUGCCCUUUUAAGUGUAACUGGAAUUCUUUAACUCUAUCGUUUUAUUGUGUCAGUGAGUCAAAACAAACACUUUGGGGAAAAAAUUGACUCUAUGCUGUAAAAAUCUGCUAGUAUUAGGACAGACUAUAAAUCGUUAGUAAAUCAUGCUGGAAUGAAAUGAAUACAGUCUUUCACAUCAGUUGUUGUCUUUUCUAAAUCUGAUGGCCACUUAUAAUUCCAAGACACAUGAAUUGAUUUGGAAGAAUUUGUAAAAAUAUAAUCGCCUUGAACAAUUUGAGAGCAAAUUUUUGGUUUUUGGUACUUCAUCGAACAGCAUUCUUCCUGGCAUUAGUUUAGGCUAGAGAGGCAGAGUGAUCCUCACUCUUCCCUGGUAGUUCCUAAGUAAUUAAGAAUAAAUAAGUUCCAAAGUAUUUGCAGCUGGAAUCUUAAUGUCAACUGUACAUGGCUGUUUGAGUCACCCCAUACAGUGUCUUUAGAGCUAAUCUCUGCUACCUUUUUAACUCUCAGGCUUUUUGAAUGGCUUCAUUUCAGAUUUGAUUAAUUUCUCCCCCAAAAUGCAUGUCAUGUAUUCUCAAUAGGCUGAUUCCCAACAAUCAAUAAAUGAACACACAUAAAAACUC
Sus scrofa (pig) is the source of this 5045-nucleotide messenger RNA. RefSeq names its product asparaginyl-tRNA synthetase 1 (gene NARS1). Gene Ontology annotation, biological process: asparaginyl-tRNA aminoacylation. The record is from RefSeq and is a predicted model, not a curated record. Lineage: Eukaryota; Metazoa; Chordata; Mammalia; Artiodactyla; Suidae. Gene Ontology annotation, molecular function: asparagine-tRNA ligase activity; nucleic acid binding; ATP binding. Gene Ontology annotation, cellular component: cytoplasm.